GGAGAGAAUGAUAACUCCAUGAAAAGGGCAGAAUGAUGGUUCAAUACUGGCCCAUCUGUACCAUGAUAUGGUAGUUGCUGCUGCUGAGGCAACAAUCCUGGGGGGAAAGAAAGACCUGCUGAAUUUCAGUGGGGUUACUUUUCCAUUGAGAACUGAGCUCACUGAGGCUAGAAGAUCCCCCGUCUUUCGUCGCUCAAAUUUUCGGAUCUCAAAACCUUUUGAUGUCGGUUUUGUUUUAAUAGAUUCUAUCACAGGUGAUGAUUUACAGCCUGAAUUUUAUCAGCUCUGCGUUCAGUGGACACCUUGGCAAAUAUGAAUUGGGCGCUGUGUCACUCGCAACAUCGGUGGUGAGCGUGACGGGUGUGGCUGUAGGGACGGGUCUGUCCAUGGCGUGCGACACUCUGAUAUCUCAGACUUAUGGCAGCAAGAAGCUGCAGCAGAUUGGGGUCAUUCUCCAGAGAGGUAUCCUUAUUCUCCUCAUCUUCUGCUGCCCUUGCUGGGCUCUCUUCAUCAACACGGAAAAAAUCCUUUUGGCGACCAAACAGCACCCAGAGGUGGCCAGGUUAUGCCAGCUUUAUGUGAAGAUAUUUAUCCCUGCUCUUCCUGCAGUUUUCCUAUACCAGCUCCAAGUGCGAUAUCUACAGAAUCAGGGUAUAACUAUACCACAGGUAUUCACUGGACUGGUAGCUAAUGUUCUGAGUGCCCUGGUAAACUACAUUUUCCUGAUCGUGUUGAAACUUGGAGUGGCAGGGUCUGCUUGGGCCAACGUGAUCUCGCAGUACAGUCAGAACAUCAUCCUCUUCGUGUACAUUCGCUGGAGGAAGCUGCACCUCCAAACCUGGGGAGGAUGGACGAUGGACUCUCUUCAGGAGUGGGGGCCUUUCUUGCGAUUGGCCAUUCCCAGCAUGUUCAUGUUUUGUAUCGAGCUCUGGGCCUAUGAAAUGGGAUCGUUCCUGGCAGGCCUCAUAAAUCAAGUGGAACUUGGUGCUCAGUCGAUCAUUUUCCAGGUGUUGACAGUUUUAUACAUGACGCAUGUUGGGAUUGGAAUGGCAGCUGGGGUCCGUGUGGGCAUGGCUCUUGGAGGAGGGGAUCCACAACAAGCUAAGGUCUCGGCAAUGACUGCUAUCGUUUGUGCUGGUUGCGUUGCCUUGUUCCUCAUGACCUUACUUCUGGGGCUUAAGGACCUCGUAGCCAAAGUCUUCACCAGUGACCGGCAAAUUGUUGACCUGGUUUCCAGGACAAUACCAAUCGUGGCUCCUGUUCACCUGUCUGAUGCUAUCGGCUCGGGGGUAGCCAGCGGGAUUGUCAGAGGAGCUGGGAAACAGAAGAUUGGAGCAGUUGCCAAUCUCGUUGUGUUCUACAUUGUUGGAAUCCCUGUCGGAAUCUCGUUGAUGUUUAUCGCAAAGCUUGGAAUUCUGGGACUUUGGACGGGAUUGGCUGUUGGUACCUUCCUGCUGUCCUCCGUCCUCUUGACGUUGAUCUUUAGGAUGAACUGGGCCACAGCUGCAGAAGAGGCUCAAGAGAGAACAGGAUUGAGGAGGGGAACUGGGCCCAGCACAGUUGGCUUGAGCUUUGAUCUUGCAGAAGAUGGCGCCUCAGCAUUGUCACAGGGCCAGGAGGAACCACAUCAGCUGGAACACACCACAUUGAUAGCAAAUACCCUAACAGCUGGUAUCUUGUCGCCUGCCCAACUGGUCAUUCGCCGUGGUCUUGCCGUUGUAGCAGGAUUGGUAGUUCUGGCCAUUGGGAUCACUGUCCACUUCACUGUUUAGCGGUAACUUUACAGGAACAUCCACUGAAGGCUUCCCUUCUUGCAGCGGACACCAAGGAGUGAAAUAAAUACAAAGGACUCUGGAAAUCUGAAACAAAAAUGGAGUGUUGGAGAAGCACAGCAUCUGUGGAGAGAAAAACGGCAAAACUUUCAAAAGGGUCACUGGACUUGCAACAUUAACUCUGCCUCGCCUCCCCUCCCCACAGACGCUGCCAGACCCACUGAGUUUCUCCAGCAAUCCCUGUUUAUGAUUGCAUUUCCCUGCACAUAAGCUGACGUUUUCCCAGCCACCAUCAGUUCUGAGGAAGGGUCACCAGUGACCCGAAACGUUAACUCUGUUUUCUCCUCCACAGAUGCUGCCAGACCUGCUGAGCUUUUCCAGCAACUUUGUUUUUGUUCCUGUUUUUGAUUGACUGAGAGUGAAAAUCUUUCUCUACAACGGGACUAGUCAUUCCCCCCACAUCUGUGAGGGUUCUGUUCCUGAAAAUUCCUGCGAAGGAUGAAAUUCACGAAUGUGGAGCUUGUUAAAAAUUGGGGAUAAGUGAUUUUUUUGCCUGCGGGUGUUGAAUUUUGUUUUGUCACGGAUAGGCGAAUUUGCGUUUCACGAUUUUGUGGAUGCAGAGGAUUUACUGUAUGUCUCACACCUUCCCCUGUUGCAUUCCUGAAACCCACCUGGUUGUUGCUUUAUUGAACUCAAUAGAAUGUUCGUUGUUGAGACAGCAGCGGAGAGGGGUAGGGGAGUGAUUUAUAAAUGUAGGUGUAAAUCUCUCUGAAAGGUUACUGUCCUAGUGGGAAAUGAAACCCACCGAGUUCUCUAAAACCACCCAACCAUUGGGCCCAGUUCAAAUGGCUCUGCAUCCAAUUCAAAGAGGGGAUAGUGAUGUAAUUUUGGCACCAGACUUAUAGGGUGGUAGGGGGGAGGUGUGUGGAUACUUUUAUCUUUAUAGCAACCCACAGAGAAACUUUCAAUCCCAUUAAUCACUUACGUAAAUGAUUUGGAUGUGAACAGAGGAGGUACGGUUAGUAAGUUUGCAGAUGACACCAAAAUUGAUGGUGUAGUGGACAGUGAAGAAGGUUACCUCAGAGUACAAUGGGAUCUUGAACAUAUGGGCCAAUGGGCCGAGGAGUGGCAGAUGGAGUUUAAUUUAGAUAAAUGUGAGGCGCUGCAGUUUGGAAAGGCAAAUCAGGGCAGGACUUAUACAAUUAAUCGUAAGGUCCUGGCAGUGUUGCUGAACAAAAAGACCUUGGAGUGCAGGUUCAUAGUUCUUUGAAAGUGGAGUCACAGGUAGACAGGAUAGUAAUGAAGCUUGCGUUUAUUGGUCAGUGCAUUGAGUAAAGGAGUUGGGAGGUCAUGUUGUGCAUGUACAGGACAUUGGUUAGGCCACUUUUGGAAUACUGCGUGCAAUUCUGGUCUCCCUGCUAUAAGACGGAUGUUGUGGAACUUGAAAGAUUUACAAGGAUGUUGCCAGGGGGUGGAGGGCUUGAGCUAUAGGGAGAAGCUGAAUAGACUGGGGCUAUUUUCCCUGGAAUGUUGGAGGUCGAGGGGUGACCUUAUAGCGAUUUAUAAAAUCAUGAGGGGCAUGGAUAGGGUGAAUAGACAAGGUCUUUUCCCAGGUGUGGGGUAGUCAGAAACUAGAGGGCAUAGGUUUAAGAUGAGAAGAGAAACAUUUAAAAGGAACCCAAGGGGCAACUUUUUCAUGCAGAGGGUGGUGUGUGUAUGGAAUGAGUUUCCAGAGGAGGUGGUGGAGGCUGGUACAAUUACAACAUUUAAAAGGCAUCUGGAUGGGUAUAUGAAUAGGAAGGGUUUAGAGGGAUAUGAGCCAAAUGCUGGUAAAUGGGACUAGAUUUAUUAGGAUAUCUGGUCGGCAUGGACCAGUUGGACCAAAGGGUCUAUUUCUGUGCUGUACAACUCUAUGACUCUAUUCUAUGUUGGAUUUGAGUUCAAGCCCCUGAGAUGAAAGACAGGUGAUUAAUGCAUGGCAGUACCCAGUCAGCUUUCCUUCUUCUCUCAGUUAUGCGUGUAGUUAAUUUAUAUUUAACGUGUUAGAGAUAUUCGUGUAUUCAACCAAUAAAUUGAAGAGUAAAAAUU
Messenger RNA from Rhincodon typus (whale shark), 3860 nucleotides. Its product is annotated as multidrug and toxin extrusion protein 1-like. The record is from RefSeq and is a predicted model, not a curated record. Gene Ontology annotation, cellular component: membrane. Gene Ontology annotation, molecular function: xenobiotic transmembrane transporter activity; antiporter activity. Gene Ontology annotation, biological process: xenobiotic detoxification by transmembrane export across the plasma membrane. NCBI's taxonomy places the organism in Eukaryota, Metazoa, Chordata, Chondrichthyes, Orectolobiformes, Rhincodontidae. The coding region runs from base 258 to 1772 and encodes 504 amino acids. The transcript has 16 exons.